AUGUCCACAGUGUUCAAUUUGUUGAAGUUGUUUUCUAUGAAGAGUGUGUUCAGGAGCAGAACAUCGGGGUGUCUAACCAGACCCGUCAGACGAUACUACGCUGACACAUCCAAGUCAGACUCCAAAUCUAAACAAGUCGUGGCUCAGGGCACCGAGAAUGAGCAGCGGGUGCGCGUGCGCAGAGCUCGUGCUAGCGACGUGCCACGCGUGCUGCGCUUCGUACGUGAAAAUGUCCGCGUCGCUUUUCCCGUACUCGGCUCACCACCUCCCCCUCACAAUAUGAUACUGAACGACUAUGUCACUAGAGCGCUUGCUCAAGGUAAUGUUAAUUAAUUUUAGGCCCUUUUUAACCGACUUCAAAAAAGGAGGUUCUCAGUUUGACCCGAAUGUAUUUAUGUAUGUAUGAUUAUGCGAGAUUAUCUCACGUUUAGUUGAACCGAUUUUCAUGCGGUUUUCAGCAUAGCAUAUGUCAGACUUAGAAAAAGUUUUUAUGUAUAUCAAACGAUAAAAUAAAUGGAGGUUUGCAAGUAUUUUAAUAUUACCUAUUAUUAGAAGUAGUCUCUUUAUUAUUAUAAUUCUUGA
Messenger RNA from Diatraea saccharalis (sugarcane borer), 582 nucleotides. Lineage: Eukaryota; Metazoa; Arthropoda; Insecta; Lepidoptera; Crambidae. The record is from the annotation of a GenBank genome assembly.